AUGCUGAAUAAUCCAUCCUCAAAAGCUGAACAAUCCAACCCUGAAGUUCCUUCAGCAGUACUUUAUUCUCUUGGCAAAAAACAAGGUGUUCAAUUUUCAAAUGCAGUCAAUAAUUUAGGAACAAAUGUUGAUCAAUUUCAAAAAGAUAACUCACAUUUUUUUAAUAAUCAUGGCGUUAAAGCCGAAUCUAACUUAAUAAAUAAUAUUGGGCUUGCUUCUGAUCAACCAAGGGAACCAUCAAGAUCAAAGGUAUAUGCAAUAGGAGCUAAUAGUGGCAUACAGUAUCCUAGUACUUUUAAUAAUUUUGCGACAAAUAUUGAAAAUUCUGAUAAUGAAUUAUUGUCAGCAAUCCAUACUUCAAUCGGUACUCAAUAUCCAAACUUUAUCGGCAAUUCAGGACCCAAUAUUGAUAAACUGAACAAGGAAAUGUCACCUAAUAAACUUUAUUCCUUUGGCACUAAUACCGGAACUCAAUAUUCCAAUCUAAUCAGCAAUUUAGGCUCCAAUACUGAUCCAUUUAGUAAAGAGUACUCAUCAGCAAUACUCAAUUCUAUGAACACAAAUGUUGGUACCCAAUAUCCAAAUUUAAUAAAUAAUUUGGGAUCAAACACGGAUAAGGCGAAUAGAGAAUUAACAGCAAUUAUUCAUGGAGCUAAUACGGGAGCUCUAUAUUCUAAUAUGAUCAGUAAUUUAGGACCUAAUGCUGACCAAUCAAAUCAAGGUUUAACAUUAGCCAUUCUAAGCUCUCUUCCAACUUCACAGCCUCGUUUAGGCAGCAAUUUAGGAUUAAAUACUGACCAAGCUCAGAAAAAAUCGUCAUCAGGAGUGCUUCACUCUGCAGUUGAAAAUUCCGACACUCUAUAUUCUAAUAAAAUCAGUGAAAUAGGAUCGAAAUCAGAUCAGUCUAAGCACGAAUUGUUAACAACACUACUUCAUGAUCUCGGUAUUACUACUGGGAGCCAGUAUAAUAAUUUGAUCAGAAAUUUAGCGGCCGAUCAGUCUAAUAAGGAAAUCCCACCAGCUGUAAUAUAUUCUACUGAUUUAAAUUCUGGACAGACACAUAUGGACUCCAAUCCACGUUACAGCCAUCUUCUUCAGCAGUCAUCUCCUGGUUUUAACACUGGAUCCAAAAACCAUUUGAAUUCUGUUUUGAACAGUGCUUUUGAAAAAGGAUAUACACUUCACAAUGGUGAAAAUUUACAAAGCGUAAGUCCUCAUUACCAUGCAACAAGUACACAAGGAGAUGGCUUAAAUCUUAUCAGCAAAAAUCCUUCCACUUCACAAACAUUAUUUGAAAGUGGUAGUUACAUCCCCGGCUUACAGCAAGCAGCCAACAUGCAGAAUAUUAAACCCAACUAUUUCACUCAAGAUAAUCUAUCAAAAUAUAUAGUCUCUUCAUCUCCAACGUAUGUUGAUAAAAUUCCCAAUCACGAAGAAGAUAAAGUACUGAUCUCACCGUCGGCCAAAACCCAACCAACACAACGUAAGUACCACCGCAACCAUGUAGAUUAUUUUACUUUAAAGACGCUGGCCUGA
Messenger RNA from Bombyx mandarina (wild silkworm), 1536 nucleotides. Its product is annotated as protein PF14_0175-like. Lineage: Eukaryota; Metazoa; Arthropoda; Insecta; Lepidoptera; Bombycidae. The record is from RefSeq and is a predicted model, not a curated record.